GAGAGCUCAGUUUUACUGUUAUUUUUAUUACAACUCUUUUUUUUAUAAUCACUUAUUUAUUAACUAAUGUUUUGUUUUUAUUUCUCAUUAUUAAUGAGUCAUUAAUUGUUUUCAAUUGAAAACUUAUUGUCUGUUAUUAUUGAGUAAAACUUUAUUUACGAUUAAUUGGGAAAAUAAAACGAAAAAGUUUUUGCCUUUUAUUCAGUGUUUUAUUUUGCAAUGAAUUGUUUGCCGCGAUUUAUGGCCGCAAAUAUGUCCACAAAAAUGACCGCAAAGUUGUUUACAAACCAAUUGAAGUCAGUAUUGAUAUCGCAGUCCAACACUACUGGCCAUAGAUUUGCCGCUAAUAUCGCUAAUAAGACACAAUUAACAACCAGUUAUGGCUCACCGAAAAUCCAGGCCAACAAUAAGAUCAUUUUGCCGAAGAAUAUUGUCCUCAGACACUGUUCGCCGAGCACUUCGUACGCACUCUCGUUGGACACGGGGUUCUCAGAGUCGAUGCCUAUGACAACAACCCGACGGCCACUCACUAUCAUCUUCUCGUGGAUGUUAGCGAAGGACAAACACGUAGAGAAAUACAGACAAUUGUGGUAUAAGAGAGGCUUUGAUGUGUUGACUGUGAGGACAUCACCCUUUGAUCUGUUGGUGCCUCCGCUCGGCGGUCAAGUGGUGGCCAAGAAUUUAGCCCAAACUUUGUCACAACUGAACGCUCAGUAUAACGAGAUUGUGAUCCACGCCUUCUCUGUCGGCGGCUAUCAGUUUGGUCUGACUCUGAAUGAGUUAAUCCGAUCGCAACAGAAUCAGCACAUCUUGGACUCAAUUAAAGGCAUUGUAAUUGAUUCCAUGGUAUUCACCGAAGACUGCGCGCCCGGACUGUCCCGAGCGGUCACUUUGAAUCCAGUGGUGCAGCCGAUGAUUGAGUCCACGAUUCAUGUCUUUCUUAAGCUGUUUAAAAAUACUGUCAAAUAUUACGACACGGCUUACUAUAUGAUCGCUAAUCCGGUCGUCAAAUAUUCUGGCCUAUUUUUCUACUCGAAAGACGAUGUCGUGAGCAGUAUUGAACAGAACCAUCGAGUGAUGAACAAUUGGAUCAAAUUGGGACAUAGGGUUCGGUCUAAGUGUUGGGACACAUCUACACAUGUGCUCCACUAUAGGGACCAUAAGUCCGAUUACGAGCAAGAAUUGGAUGACUUUCUCAAGAAUUUGAAACUCAGAAACUCGAAGAUAUAGACGAAACCCGAACGGAACAGUUCGGUGACAAUCAAUGAGUUAAACAUAUAAUUUAUUUACGCAAUUGAUUGCAAUAAUAUUGGAUUCAAUUUUAGCUUAUUUUUUUACCUUUCACAUUUUAAUAUAAAUCUAUUUUUCUUAAAACCCGAAUUCCUAUUGUUUUUUACCCCAGAAUUGAUUGCUUUUUUUUACCGCAGAAGAAUUCUAUUUAGUGAUAAUUGCUUCCAUGUAUUUAGCCAUAAAACACGCCGUGAAUUGACCCAUAAAUGUGUUGCCUUUAAAAAUUAUGUAUUUAUUUAUGAUAUUAUAAAUUUAUGAAUUUAUAGUGUAAUUAAUUUAUUAAAACAAUUUCUAAAUCACAGAUAUAUUAACCGUAAC
This is a messenger RNA of Medioppia subpectinata, 1608 nucleotides long. NCBI's taxonomy places the organism in Eukaryota, Metazoa, Arthropoda, Arachnida, Sarcoptiformes, Oppiidae. The record is from the annotation of a GenBank genome assembly.